UGGAGUUGGGAGAACCCAUCCUGACCAUGAAGGGCGGCAAAGGCAUCGAGAACCCGGCUUUCGUCGCCUCCAGCCCAGACACCCCGCACCGUUUGUUUGCAUCGCCCUCUCACGUCGAGGUCUCUGACUUGUCCGCCAAUACCCAGAGACAGAAUUCGCAGCCACAGGAACCUCAGAAGCCCCAGAAGUCACCGGAGCCACCCCGGCCUUCGGCGGAUCCCGCUGUCUCCCAAGAGCUGUCCGUUCCAGAGCCGCUGAACGAGUUUGAGGAGGGACCCUGUGGGUGUGGGAACUUACAACCGCGGGGUCUCCAGCGCUGCAACACGCCCCAGGGCUUUCUGCUUUACUAUUGCCUUUUGGCCCUCACGCAAGGUAUUAUAGUAAAUGGCCUCGUAAAUAUCAGCAUUUCCACUAUUGAGAAGCGCUAUGAAAUGAAGAGUUCUCUGACGGGCCUGAUAUCAUCAAGCUAUGAUAUCUCCUUCUGUUUGUUAUCUUUAUUUGUGUCAUUCUUUGGUGAAAGAGGCCACAAACCAAGAUGGCUUGCAUUUGCAUCCUUUAUGAUAGGACUGGGAGCACUUGUAUUUUCAAUGCCAAAAUUUUUUGGUGGAAAAUACCAGUUGGGGUCCUUUUUUGAAGAUACUUGCAUAACAACAAGGAAUAGAACCAAUUGUGCCUCUUCAAGUUCUUCACUUUCUAACUACUUGUAUGUCUUCAUCUUGGGACAACUAUUGCUGGGAACAGGAGGAACUCCUCUCUAUACCCUGGGAACAGCCUUUAUUGAUGAUUCUGUUCCCACACACAAAUCUUCUCUGUACAUUGGAAUUGGCUAUUCUAUGUCAAUAUUAGGCCCUGCUGUUGGCUAUGUAUUGGGAGGACAGCUGCUAACCUUGUACAUUGAUGUGGAUUUGGGACAAAGCAUAGCUAUCACUGAAGAUGAUCCACGAUGGCUGGGGGCGUGGUGGAUUGGAUUUCUUCUGUGUUGGCUCUUUGCUUGGUCUUUGAUAAUACCUUUCUUAUGCUUUCCAAAACAUUUACCAGGCACAGCAAAAAUCCAUAGUGAAAGAACUUGCCAGACUCAUCAGGAAAAGCAUAGCUCCUUAAAACACACAGAGGAGAAUUUUGGAACAAGUUUGAAAGAUUUUCCAGCUGCUCUAAAGAAUUUGAUGCGGAAUACUGUCUUUAUGUGUUUAGUUCUUUCAACUGCUUCAGAAGCCUUAAUUACUACUGGGUUUGCUACAUUUUUACCUAAAUUUAUAGAAAAUCAAUUUGGAUUGUCUUCCAGCUUUGCAGCCACGCUUGCAGGGGCUGUUUUAAUUCCUGGAGCUGCUCUUGGUCAGAUUUUAGGUGGUGUCCUUGUUUCAAAACUCAAAAUGACAUGUAAAAACUCUAUGAAGUUUGCUUUGCUCACAUCUUUAGUUGCGUUUGCACUGAGUUUUGUAUUUGUUUAUGCCAACUGUGAAAAUGAGCCACUUGCUGGUGUGUCUGAAUUGUAUAAUGGGUUUAAAAUUUUGCCCACGUCCCAGGGAAAUUUGUUGAUGUCUGCAGACAUUUUGGUUGUCAUCACUGAGGGUUGCUAUAGACAUCUAGUUUGUAGAGACCAGGGAUGCUGGACAGGAAAACUGGGAAACUUGACCGCUCCUUGUAAUGCCAAUUGUAACUGCUUGCGAUCAUAUUAUUAUCCUGUCUGUGGAGGAGAUGGAAUCCAGUAUUUUUCUCCCUGCUUUGCAGGUUGUAGAAAUUAUAUUUCAAAAAGACAUCUGAAGGUAUAUUACAACUGUUCCUGUAUUGAAAGGAAUAUAGAAAUGACACCUACUUUGGCAAAUUUUGAUUUUGAAGCUAAAGCUGGAAAAUGUGAAAAUCGAUGUGCAAAGUUGCCCGUUUUUCUUGGCAUUUUGUUUGCUACAAUUAUCUUUACAUUUAUGGCUGGUACUCCUAUAACUGUGUCCAUCCUAAGGUGUGUUCAUCACAGGCAGCGGUCCCUAGCAUUGGGAAUACAGUUUAUGCUGCUUCGAUUAUUAGGCACAAUACCUGGACCAAUUAUAUUUGGUGUCACAAUAGACAGCACAUGUAUUUUGUGGGAUAUUAAUGAAUGUGGAGCUAAAGGAGCUUGCUGGAUUUAUAAUAACAUCAAGAUGGCCCAUAUGCUAGUAGCCAUAAGUGUUACUUGUAAAACUAUCACCGUUUUCUUCAAUGGGUGUGCAGUCUUUUUGUAUAAGCCGCCACCAUUAGGCACAAAUGUAUUAUUUGAAAAUCAGGAAACAGUUGUGAGUACUGUUACAGUAGAAUGUGAUCUCAGCAAUACAGGAAAUGAAGGGUGAAAUAGAAAAAGGAGACUACUUUACAGCUGGAAAAUUGGCCGUCAUUUGUAAGAGUGCACAUUGUCAUUGCAGCAAUAUCUACCCAAUAUGGACAAUCACAUUUUAAAAGUUGGUAUUUUAUAAUUAAAUGUGUUUUCUGUACAUUUAUGGACUUAUUUUUGUUUUAAUGUAAGAAACAGACCUGUGCCUUCAGAGCCCACCGAAAGCCUCAGAACACACACACACACACACACACACACACACACACACACGUAUGCAGGCGCACACACACAGACACUUCCCAUUGUCCAGGUGUGAAAUAACAAGAUAAUAAACUAAAUUAGAAAAAAUAGCCAAUUAUUAGUUAAAAGUUUACAUUUUAAAGACAAGGUGACAUUUCUGUUCUUUUUGCAACUUGUUUUAAUUAUCAUUGCCAGUGGUUUGGGCUUAUUUAGGAAAAUUUGUGGUAUAAAAAUGUAAACUAAUCAAAUUUAUGUGAUGAUUUUUAAGAACUAUUACUGAAUACUCAUGAAUUUAAAACUAGCUAUUUUGUUUUUAAAUUUAUAUACACUAGUCUGUCCUUUAUCAUAAAAGGUUACUGAACUAUUAAAAUAUAGGUUAUCUUUUUUGUGUCCCAGUAUAUAGUGAAUUUAGAAAUAGCAUUACAUCUACAUAUAUUUUCAAGAAUUCCAGGAGGUAAUUUGCUAAUCUUGCCUAUUUUUAACACUUUAAUGAUUCCAAGACAGUAUUCAAUUAUAUGUCCUCCAGGAAAAAGUACCAGAUUCAGUAAAGAAAAGUGCCAAUUACAUAUGAAAAGAUUUUUUUUUAAUGGCUUAGGUGCAUUUUAUUGGUUUUCUUUGAAAAGAUUUCUUAAUAAACUGUUGAUCAGUGUUUACAUAAGUCAGUAAUUUAAUUUUUCUCAUUUUAAAAACUUGUUACUUAGUAUAUUAUUUAUGGCACCUAAAAUAGUGGUUUGCUCAUGGUAGGCAUGUAUUAGUGUUGCUUGACUCUUUAACUGAUCCAUUUAUUUGAAAGAUAAAGUAUUUCACAUAUCUGAUAACAUUAUAACACUCUAUGUCUUCAGUUCAGAUUUAAGCCAACUUUGUCUACUCAGAAUGUAGAGGAAAUAGAUCAGUGAACAACAACAAAUUACUUCUACCUGGUCAAGAAUUUUACUGAUUCAGAAAAGUGUUGAAGUUCAUCCUUAAUUUAGAGAGAAGAAAAAAAUCACCCUAUCUAUACAAAUAGUUUGAACAAGUCAUUUAAAUAAUUGGCAUUCCCAAUGGUUUUUAGUUAUGAAGGGUUUUGUCUUAUUCAGUGUACUCAAUUUUAUAAGAUGAUACAUUUUUACAAACUUUUUAAUGAAAAUGGGUAAAGCGAAAAUAAUUUUGACCCUUGAAAGAAGUCAGACUCUUAUACAUAUUUACAAAGAGUACCUCAUUUCAUGACAGGGCAGUGUAGACACUACUAUAAUUUAUAAACAUUAUUUAUACUUUUGAAUCAGCUGGAUUAUAUGUGUCGUUGGUGUGCUACUUUAAGAACAAAAUUUUUCAUAGUAUAUUUUUUCACAAUUUAUAUGAUUAAUUUUAUAUUAAGCUUGAAUCUAUAAAUCGACCUGUGGUGGUUUUUGUACAUAAUUGGAUAUAUGUCUUAAAACUUACUUUUAACAUUUAGAUUUCCCUAAUUGUAGCACAUAAAAAUCUAAAACUCUUAUAUAUGAAAGAACUAUAUACAACUGGUUUAGCUAUGUAAAUUGGGGAAAAAUAUAAAGAGAAUUUUAGCUCUGUUUCCUUGUAGUAUUUUCUUUAGUUUAAACAAUUAUGUAAAAUGCAUAUAUGUAUCUUUUUAAAAAUGAGAA
Messenger RNA from Zalophus californianus (California sea lion), 4155 nucleotides. It is a transcript of the gene SLCO4C1, whose product is annotated as solute carrier organic anion transporter family member 4C1. Bases 27 to 2318 code for a protein of 763 amino acids. Gene Ontology annotation, cellular component: membrane. The transcript has 14 exons. The record is from RefSeq and is a predicted model, not a curated record. Gene Ontology annotation, biological process: transmembrane transport; sodium-independent organic anion transport. Gene Ontology annotation, molecular function: protein binding. Lineage: Eukaryota; Metazoa; Chordata; Mammalia; Carnivora; Otariidae.